Labeo rohita (rohu) is the source of this 2682-nucleotide messenger RNA. RefSeq names its product calpain-1 catalytic subunit. Gene Ontology annotation, molecular function: calcium ion binding; calcium-dependent cysteine-type endopeptidase activity. Gene Ontology annotation, biological process: proteolysis. Lineage: Eukaryota; Metazoa; Chordata; Actinopteri; Cypriniformes; Cyprinidae. The record is from RefSeq and is a predicted model, not a curated record. The coding region runs from base 149 to 2296 and encodes 715 amino acids. The transcript is spliced from 21 exons. Gene Ontology annotation, cellular component: cytoplasm.
GUUACACACACGCGCACUGCAGUCCCUUACAGCAACAUUUACAUGCUGGGACAAAGCCCAACAUAAUAUGUUAGUUAACUGAACAGGACUUCAAUGCAAGAAUAAUCAUAUCUGGACUUGGAGAGUGCCAUUUUAAGUUGUGUCCAGGAUGGAGCCAAUUUGUGCCAUGGGGGUCGCUGCCCGUUUGAGGAGCGAAUGGGAUCGAAAUGCGGGAUUGGGUCAGAACAACAUGGCCCUUAAGUUCUUAGGCCAAGAUUUUGAAACCUUGCGCACUCGCUGCCUUCAAAGCAGACGUCUGUUUGAGGAUGAAACAUUCCCAGCUCAGCAGUCUUCUUUAGGAUUCAAGGAAUUGGGCCCCGGUUCUGCCAAAACCAAAGGUGUUCGCUGGAUGAGGCCCACGGAGUUCUGCACUGACCCACACUUUAUCGUAGAUGGGGCCACACGCACAGACAUCUGCCAAGGAGCUCUAGGGGAUUGUUGGCUGCUGGCAGCCAUUGCGUGCCUUACCCUCAAUGAACCCUUGCUGCAUCGGGUUGUGCCUCAUGGCCAGAGCUUCCAUCAGCAAUAUGCUGGAAUCUUUCACUUCCAGUUUUGGCAGUUUGGGGACUGGGUGGAUGUGGUGAUUGAUGACCGUCUGCCUGUCAGAGACGGGAAGCUGCUUUUCGUUCACUCAGCGGAGGGAGCAGAGUUUUGGAGCGCCCUGGUGGAGAAGGCGUAUGCCAAGUUGAAUGGCUGCUAUGAGGCUCUGUCAGGAGGCUGCACGUCUGAGGGGUUUGAGGACUUCACCGGCGGAGUGACAGAGAUGUAUGAGCUGAAAAAAGCUCCAACGAACCUCUUCAGCAUCAUCAGAAGAGCUGUGGAGAGAGGCUCUCUCAUGGGCUGCUCCAUAGACAUUACAAGUUUCUUUGACAUGGAGGCGAUCACAUUUAAAAAACUAGUGAAAGGCCACGCAUACUCCGUCACUGGAGUGGAGGAGGUGAAGUACAGAGGAAAGCUCACAGAGCUGUUGCGCAUCAGAAACCCUUGGGGAGAGGUGGAGUGGACGGGACCCUGGAGUGACGAGUCAAGGGAAUGGCGUGAAAUUGACCAGUCUGUAAGGUCCCGUCUGCACAACUGCCAAGAGGAUGGAGAAUUCUGGAUGUCAUUCAGUGACUUCAUGCGAGAGUUCAGCAGACUGGAGAUCUGUAACCUGACGCCGGAUGCGCUACAAAGCAGCGAGGUGAAGAAGUGGAACACAGCCAUGUAUCCUGGUGAAUGGAGAAGAGGAAGCACUGCUGGCGGCUGCAGGAAUUAUCCAGCAACAUUUUGGAUCAAUCCCCAGUUUAAAGUAGUUUUGAAGGAGCCAGAUACUGAGAGUCCAGAAGACUGCACUUUUCUAGUGGCACUGAUGCAGAAGAAUCGCAGGAAGUUACGUAGAGAGGGCAAAGACAUGGAAACGAUUGGAUUUGCCAUUUAUGAGGUCCCUGACGAGUAUCUGGGCCGGGUGGGUGUGCAUCUGAAGCGGGAUUUUUUCCUAUCCCACACGUCCAGUGCUCGUUCCGAGCUCUUCAUCAACCUUCGAGAGGUGAGCUCUCGUUUCUGUCUGCCAGCGGGGGAAUAUAUCAUCGUCCCCUCCACCUUUGAGCCCCAGAAAGAAGGAGACUUUGUGCUGAGGGUCUUCUCAGAAAAGGCUGCCGACUCUCAUGAGCUAGAUGAUGAAAUUUCAGCAGAUGUACCAGAGGAGCCUGCGAUCCAGGAGAGUGACAUUGACGAGGGCUUCAAGGCGCUUUUUGCAAAGCUGGCAGGGCCGGAAAUGGAGAUCAAUGUGUUGAAACUCCAGAUGAUUCUGAACCGGGUUGUUGGCAAACAUAAAGAUAUAAAGACAGAUGGAUUUGACAAAGAAGCCUGUCGAGGCAUGAUAAAUCUUAUGGAUUCAACUGGCACUGCAAAGCUGGGAUUGACAGACUUCCAUGUGCUCUGGGAGAAGAUCAAACGAUAUCUUGAAGUGUUUAGGAAGUUUGACUUGGACAAGUCCGGCACAAUGAGCUCUUAUGAAAUGCGUCUGGCACUAGAAUCAGCAGGUUUCAAGUUGACCAACAACUUGUUCCAGCUGAUAAUCCUGCGCUACGCAAAAGCAGACCUCAACGUGGAUUUUGACAGCUUUGUGUCUUGUCUGAUCCGCCUGGAGACUAUGUUCAAAACAUUUAAAUCAAUGGACACUGAUGAAGAUGGAUUGGUAACCUUCAGCUUCACCCAGGUUGGUCUUAACUGGUCCUUAAAGGAGAAGUCCACUUCCAAAACAAAGAUUCACAUAUAAUGUACUCACUCCCUUUUCAUCCAAGAUGUUCAUGUCUUUCUUUAUUCAGUCGUAAAGAAAUUGUUUUUUGAGGAAAACAUUUCAGCAUUUUUCUUCAUGUAAUGGACUGAUAUGGUGCCCUGAUUUUGAACUUCCAAAAUGCAGUUUAAAUGCGGCUUCAAACGAUCCCAGCCGAGGAAGAAGGAUCUUAUCUAGCAAAAGAUCAGUUAUUUUCAUUAAAAAAAUACAAUUUAAAUGCUUUUUAAAUGCUCGUCUUGCCUUUCUCUCCCUGAACUCUCUGUAUUCUGGCUCAGGACAAUUAGGGUAUGUCGAAAAACUCUAAUCGUAUUUUCUCCCUCAACUUCAAAAAUCAUUUCAACAUCAUCCUACAUCGCUGCAGAAGUACC